UCUAAAACAUUUUCUUUCUCUCUCUAUACUUAACUUGCCUAAGGACAAACAAGAACCACCAAACCAAAUCCAAACCAAAAAAAAAUUGGAUCUUUCAUCAUCACCAUGUUCAUCAACACACGAAUGAACAAGCAAGAAUAGUGUAGUGUUCUGAGCUUGAGAUCGCUAGCUAGCUAUACCUUCAAAGUUGGAAGCUUUGUGCAAGCUAGCUAGCAGUGUGGUCCAUGAGGAGGCGAGCAAGUGGUCCAUGAGCAACCCCUCCUCGCCGGCCACUGCCACCGCCGGGGAGCAGCACGACCAGGAUCAGGGGCUGCAAGCUCCGGACGAGCACUCCGCCGCUGGCAUUAUUCCCGACGACGAGGACAAGCUGUCGCCGCCGAGGUGCGAAUGGGAGUUCCGGCUCGCGGCCACCGUGCCGUCGCCGGCGCUUGCGGGCGCGUCCGACACCAUCGGCAGCGUCGACUUCGACCCCACCGGCCGCCACCUCGCCACCGGCGGCAUCGCCCGGAAGAUCCGGGUAUACAGGGCCGCCGAGCCGUCUAGCCCCGCGGGCUGCAUCUGCGUGCCGGCCAAGCUGAGCAGCGUGCGGUGGCGGCCGGCGGCCGGCGAGGCCGCGGUGGCGCACGUGGGGUGUGGUGAUUAUGACGGUGUGGUGACGGAGUACGACGUGGAGCGCGGCGUGCCGGUGUGGGAACGCGACGAGCACGAGGGGCGCCGGGUGUGGGCGCUCGACUACGCCGGCGGCGGCGCGGCGAUGGUGGCGUCCGGGUCGGACGACCGGACGGCCCACGUGUGGGACCCGCGGGCGCCGGCCGGCACCACGGGGUGGGCGACGGCGCGCGCCGGCGGCGCGGUGCUCUGCGUGGAGUUCGACCCCGCCGGCGGGCCGCAGCUGGCGGUGGGGUCGGCCGACCGGCGCGCCGUGGUGUACGACGUGCGCGCGCUGGGGCGCGGCGCGGUGGCGUCCAUGGACGGGCACGGGCGCGCGGUGACGUACGUGCGGUGGGCGUUGCCGGCGGCGGCGCGGCGGGUGGUGACGUCGGCGGCGGACGGCACCCACCGGCUGUGGGCGCUGCAGGCGGAGGCGGCGGAGGAGGGUUGGUCGUGCCCGGCGAGGGAGGUGCGGUCGUACAGCGGCCACGUCAGCGGGCGAAGCUUCGUGGGCAUGGGGGUGUGGCGUGGUGCGGGGCUGAUCGCCAGCGGCUCCGAGUCCGGCCACGUCUUCGUCUACGACCUCCGCUGGUCCAAGCCCAUCUGGGUCCACCCAUUCGCCGCCGCCUUCGUCACCGCCGUCGCCUGGCGCCAGGCCGUCGACAACGACGACGGCGAUGGCCACCUCGUCGCCGGCGGCUCCGACGGCGUGCUCAAGCUCUUCACCUGCCACCGCCGCCUCAGCUCCGACGUCGCCGCCGGCGACGACGACGACGACGUGACUGCAUGCUAGCUAGUGAGCAACGCAUCACAUUACACCCUUCUCCAUUAAUUACUCAUCACGUACCACAAAGUGUGUUCUUGUUUAAUCACCAACUUUAUUUUUUUUCUCCUUUCAUUUUCUUCUUUUCUUUCCUCUAAAAGAAAGAGAUUGAUGUAAUGGUCAAGUUGUUAGAGAGAAUUACUGAUGGAUGGAUGGAGAUUCUUUUUCUUUUCUUUUUCUUUUUCCUUUUCUUUACCCUUUUUGAUUCGAUCGGUGAUGUGAUCGAUGUGUUCCUGACCGUGUACACGCUGAUUUAUUCUUUAAACAAGAAUAAUUAUGCAUUAAUAAAUUUCCAU
Molecule: messenger RNA, 1770 nt
Organism: Oryza brachyantha (malo sina)
Lineage: Eukaryota; Viridiplantae; Streptophyta; Magnoliopsida; Poales; Poaceae
Product: WD repeat-containing protein RUP2-like
Exons: 1
Coding region: 248-1444 (398 amino acids)
Biological process (GO): response to UV-B
Molecular function (GO): protein binding
Source: RefSeq, a predicted model, not a curated record